This is a messenger RNA of Plasmodium cynomolgi strain B, 9327 nucleotides long. RefSeq lists its product as hypothetical. The coding region runs from base 1 to 9327 and encodes 3108 amino acids. Lineage: Eukaryota; Apicomplexa; Aconoidasida; Haemosporida; Plasmodiidae. The transcript is spliced from 2 exons. The record is from RefSeq and is a predicted model, not a curated record.
AUGAAAGGAACCACGUCGAGAAGCGGAAGCAUUAACUUGUACAAUAACAUAACCGAUAGCCUGUCCAAAUUAAAAACGAUAAUAAAAUAUGACCAGGAGAACGAUGUGGAUAAGGGAGGGGGAGAGGCACAACAGGGGAAAGCAUAUGAAGGAGGGCACUGCAAACUAGCUAAAGACGGGCCUAAUGAUGCAGCUAAGUACCCUUUCUUCGGCGGGACGGAGACUGCGGAUGGGAAUCCAACCCACAGGCAAAGAGAUCAGAGGAAAGGGCACAGGACAAACAACAAAGAGAGGGAACUGUUGAGGAGUAUAGCCAAGGCAAAUUCGUUAAAAAAAAUAGAAAAAAAUAUAAGUCUUUUGUUAAGGUCGGAUGACGAAGAGGGGGAGUUGGAGGAAGAAAAAGAGGAGCAACAUCUGAGGGACAUGAAGCAUUUGAAGCAUCCGCAGCAUCCGCAGCAGCCGCAGCAACCGCAGCAACCGCAGCAGCAUUAUGACGGAAGUGAUGGGUGCGUGGCAGUGGGACCUGGUACUGUGUUCGCACCGCGGCGCAAUUACCACCAAAGGGAAGAAGGCCGUUUGCCCAACCAACCCUAUCCCUCCACUGUACAAACCGAUGGGCAAAUCAGAAACAAGAAUUGUGACGAAGCAGUCGAAAUGGACAGAGAUGUCAAUUAUGGAGUCAAUGCUAAUUAUAAAAUGGGAGGAAACCUGGACAGUCUCGAGAGAAUUCCUCAGUUUAGCAUCACAGGGAGUAAGGACAAAAUAGGUUAUAGCAAGCACCUGAUCCAGGGCGGGUACUUCGACAUGGUCGAUACAGAUAUGGCACACAGCACGGAUGGUCCUGCGGGGAAGAACCAAUUGGAUCUGUCACUCAUGUCAAAGGAGGACCUUAAGAAGGAAUUUAGCUUUUACUCCCUGAGCGAAAAAAACAGCGUGCACAAGUUUUCCCUCCAAAAUAAUGAUAUGCUGGAUCUGAGCCAAAUCUCGAAUUUUUCGAAUUUUUCGAACAGGUUGAGGGGAUCCAGCCGGGCCAACUUCGCCAAGGGGUCCAAGCUGAAAGAGGCAACGAUGAGUGAUAGCAACACGUCAAUCAGCUCGUUCACCUUCAACGGGAAUGCCAGCAAUUUGAUCGGCAGGGACCUGGCAGGGGAAGACGAACCUGACCGAUAUGGUGAACAUGGUGAGCAUGGCGAACAUGGCGAACAUGGGGAACAUGGCGAACAUGGAAUCAAUCCAGCCAUUGACCUGAACAGUGAUCAUUGUGCAAAGAUGCAUGGCAGAGUUCUUUCCGCCGCAGCGAACGGCAUGGAGAAUAAAGGGUUGAGCAAAAAAAAAAAAUCAGACAUAUAUAUAGCGAUGGAUAAUACUAGCAAUAAUAGCGGAACGUACUACGAGAACAGCCUCAAAAGUAAUAGAAGCAAUUUAGGCACUAGUCGCCAGAACACCUUAGAUGAGAGUCAUAGGACUUACUUAGGUAGUGGAGAUUACUUUGAUCCCAAUUUAAGUCAUACCAAGGUGGACAAAAAUACCUUGCCUGGUCAUGUAAAUUUUUACACCAAGCAUAAUGAACUGAAUGAAUCGCUACAUAAUCUAAAUGCUAACAAAACAAGCCGAAGUGGUGAAGCGGCUUCACUAAGAAGUGGCGAAGCGGCUUCCCUAAGAAGUGGUGUAGAGGCUUCCCUAAAAAGUGGUGUAGAGGCUUCCUCAAAAAGUGAUGGCUCAUUUGUGAGCAAAAAUUACCUCAAUCUGAAUAACAGCAGCCAUGUAGAUCUGACCCGUUCACAGAUGAACGUACGAGCGAAGAAAGAAAUAACAACUGAUCACGUGAGGGAUGAAAGAGAGAGAGAAAAGAAAAAAGAAAACAUACACAUUGGAUCAAACAUCGAUUUUGACAAUAACAUUUUUAAGAAUUACAACAAGGAGAAGAAAUUAGAAGAAGGUAAAAAAUGUGGCAGCGAUGUGGAAGGGAGAGUACUGUCCGAGGAAAUGAUGAGCGAAGUACUCACACACGCUGCUUCAUCUGGUAAAGCUGCAAUGAAAGAUGAAGCAGAUGGUACUCUCCCCAUUAGUGAAGACGAUGUGGAUAGAAAAAAUAUUAACGAAAUAUACAAAAAAAUCAACUCCAUUUCGAUGCUCAAUGAUCUUAGUUUGAAUAAGCUGGAGAGUCUCAACAGCAGCAUUAUGGAUAUAUAUACAAAAAAUAACGAUGAAGGCAAAUUCCUAGAUGAUAUAAUUUUGGAUGAUAGUAUUUUUAUUAAGUCUAGCAGUCUCUACCGAGAGGAAGACAGUCCGCAUGUCACCACCCUUCAAGGGGACCUCCCCCCCGAUGAUUACAGAAAGAGAUUUUCCUUUUCGUCCGAUCCGGAUGCAGCGGAUAGCCUUUUUAAAAUUUCUCUCAGUUGUAACGAGGUAGUUGUCCCCACCGAUGAAGUCUCUCGUCCAAGGGAUGAAACUGGCUGCACGAAUAUCAAUCACGCACAUGUUGAAGAGGCGAAAGAGGAACAGAAACAAUCUCCAAAAGAUGGACCUACAAUAAGUAACCAAUACGAAUUUGAAACAACUCAUUGUGAGUUUAAGCAACGUGCGGAAGAGAGAGAAAUGUCUACAUUUAGAGAAACCAAAGUAGAGGAAUCCCAACGAAGGAGUAACUCAAUCAACCAGUUGAAGGACAAGUAUAACAAAAGGAAGAAUGAAACGAUGGAAAAAAACGAAAUGAAGUUAUCCGAGUUACCUUCCCAGUUAGAUAAAAAUCUGUUGCUAAAAAAUACGUUGACAUUGCAGAGGAGUUAUAACAAUAUGGAGUGCAGGAAAUCUAAGACAUCCACAUUGGACCAAUUCGCAACCCCUUCCAUUGACCGCCUCUUACCCAAUGAGAGGGAUCAGAUGGAGAAAAGGAAUAUUUCUCGAUCAUCUGUCAACAAAACGGAUACAAUAAAUCGUUUUUCAAAGCAUGACAUGUAUGUGCAUGAUGAUAGAUUAUGUAGAAACGAGUUGGAAAAUCUGUCCAACUUAUUUUUAAGCAAGAGCGUCUUUGCGAAAUGCCCGGACUUGGUCAGUAACUCCGCAGGGAAGGGAAAAAAGGAGAGGGAGGAUCAGGUCAACCAAACCAAUUCCUUCUCAUCCGUUUUUCCUUAUGAUGAUAAGGUCAGCAAUGGAGACCCGUCCCAUUGUUUGCGAGGCGGCACCAGCGGGGGAAUGAGGCGCAAGAGAAGCAUAAGUGACUGUGAGGGGGAGAGCGCAAACGUUUAUAAUGAUAGCAGUGUGGAUAGGAUCCACAGAGAAAAUGCAAAUGACCUGGGAGUUAGUUCCCCGUAUGAUCCGCAGGAGGGGAAAUGGCCUAACGGGGGUGUCGCUGCUGGGGGGGUCGCUGUUGGGGCUUCCUGCACUGGGGCUGCCUGCACUGGGGCUGACUCUUCCCGGGGUCGACACAACGUGUUAAUCAGUGCAAGCAGAAGUAGCAUGCGAAGCAGCGGGAAAAUGGAAUGGAGCAGACUGGAUGAGGAGAAAGGGAGCAAAACAACAAAGGGAGGGAGAAGAGGCUCCAGUGAAGAGUCGCGUGGAGUGCUGAAUGACUUGGUCCUAUCGAAAAGGACAAGCGAUUGCAAAGUUAACCACGUUAGUGAUACAUUCUCAGAUGAAGAAAUAUCUACCGGGGCAGAAGGAGGUACCCGUUUUACCGCCCACACAAGUGAAGGCACCAAUCACAUGCGUAACCUCUCCUAUGACGGAGCUGUCAUAAUUGGAAACGUGGGACAAAGCCAAAAUGGUAUGCCACGUUUUUUAAGACAACUAAGCAGAGGGACCGACUCCGAAAGGUCUUCAUCUCUGAUGAGGUCCCAUGAGAAAGAGGUACGACCGAAUGAAGGGAAAUUCUACCCACUUGAUAAGAAGACCACCUUGGAGGAGGGCAAAAUACCCCCAAUGGUGAACAACAAAAAUGAAGAGGGAAUAAACUACGAAUCGCAGCUCUCCAAGGAGGACGAAAUUAAGCACAGCGGGAUGACGAGCAUACCAGAUAUUCUCCACUUUGGAGAGAACAACAACUCCUCGAUUUUUUUUUUUGACAAUAUACAUAACUCAUCAGAGUAUGACUGUAUUCCCAAACCCUUGCACAGUUCGUACUUUGAGCGUAAGCGUAAGGUUUCUCGGGAAAUGACAGAAUCAUUUAGAGAUGGCCAAACGAUAUUUCAACCAAAUAUAAACUCAUUUGAGAGGAUCAACAAGGGGAAUAUCUCCCGGACAUCGCCGCUAACGGAAGGGAAGAAGUCCCUUAUUACUCUCUCCAGCAUGAAUGGAAGUGUGCGGUACCCAAGUGGGGAAAACGAAAAAGAUUUUGAAGAGGACAUAAUGCGUCAGGAUACAGCACACAGAAAGGUGAGCGAUGAAGGGGUAUCUGACAGACAAGGGUAUCUAACAAACCAGACUCGAUCAUGGAAGGGAUUGCAGAGAAGUAGUAGCAGCGUGUUGUUUAGUGGUCCUAAUCGAAAGAUCACACCAUCAUCGGGGGGUUUCGCCGAUGAUCCUACAGUUAAGGAAUACACCCAUGACGAUCGAAGGAGCAGCGUUGAUACAAUUUUUGCAAAAGAAGACGAGCAGAAGAAGGGGCCAAUUGAUCGGAAUACCACCCCACGUAGUGAAGGGACAAACCAACGGAGUAUCGACCAAGUACAGUCACAAAAGGGUAUGGAAGUAAGUGAGAAAGGGAGAGCGAAAGAUAAAGCGCCAAGCGAAGCUGCGAAUGAUGUAUUAGAAGCAUGCAGCACCAGUUACUCCUUCGAAAGGAAUGGAAUAAAUGAGCAGAAAGGACAAGCAGGGAAUUCCUACCAGUCUGUACAACUAGAGGCUUACAAAAUAUGUGAGCAUGAGCAGAGAGAGAGAGGCAGUAGAAACAUAGCAACAGAGUAUGACGCUACAAAUGCAGGACGUGCAAAUGAAGAAAAGAGCAACACGGGGAAGGUAGUAAUCCCCCCGAGUGAAGAAGAAAGAAAAGUGCAUCCUAACUGCCACGGUGAGGAAAGAAGUAAUAGAAGGGUAGUAUCACCCUGCAGUGGACAAAGAAGGAACACAGUUGCUGGUGAAGAAAAAAGCGCUAACGGUUAUAUAGGAAAGAAAGGCAGCAUAAAUGGAUUGCCCCCCCCAAGUGUGCCCAGUGAUGUGUAUGAGAAUAUCGACAUGCACAAGGAGAAUCAGCGGAGUGACAAUGAAAAGGUUCUCUCAGGGGGGAAUCCCUCUGAAGAAAACCCCUCUGUGGAGAACCCCUCUGUGGAGAACCCCUCUGGGAAGAACCCCUCUGGGAAGAACCCCUCUGUGGAGAACCCCUCUGGGAAGAACCCCUCUGGGAAGAACCCCUCUGGAGAGAACCCCUCUAGAGAUACGCACCCGCGUAGUAUCAACCGUGACGAUAAUUUGGACCCCAAACAAUUUAAGAACAAGCCGAGUGUGGAUUAUCAAAUGGUCCAGGGCCCAGGGGGGAAGGAAAUCAACUACAUGGAAGGACAGAAUCAGGAAGAAAGCUGUACAAGGAAUUCCCAAUACAGUAAAAAUUCGAAUGAGCCUUAUGGAGAGACCUACCGAUGCAAGAGUGGCCAAUUGGGUUAUGUGAAACAGGGUACACAGAGCUAUGAACAUGCUGGUGAUGAACAGGAAACCAUUUUAUCCACAUGCAGAGAGGAAGACUACACAUCACACAAGGGUAACAUCGGGGAUUACCCCUACGGAAAAUAUUUCAGUAAAGGCAAACGGGAAGACGAGCUUCAUUCUAAUCACUACAAUGAUGGAGUGAGAAGUAACGGGGAACAUUCCAGGAGUAGUGCAUUAAGUGAAGAUGCAUGUCUCGGUGCAGUUAAGGUGGAGAGGGCGGAACAUUCCAGUAGCGGGGCUCGCAGCGGGAGAGGUAUGCAUCACAGGGGAGACAAGGAGGAGCAUGGUGGGGGGUUUCAAUCAGAGAAGAUCCCGCAAGGAGACAAACAUGCUUAUGAGAGGAUCGACCCGCUAGGAGACAAAAAUUCGUAUGAAAGGAUCGACUCGUUAAACACAAUUCAACCGUACGGAAUGAAGAACCCGAGGGAGGGAGAAACGAAGAUAAACGCGCAUAUGUGUGGAAGCGGAAGAGGAGGUACUCAUCCAUGUGGCAUACAUACAGAAGGAGAUGGCAGAAGAAACACAAAAGACAUCGCUGUGAAAAGGAUUAACGAGAUAAUAAUGGCACCAAACAGUUUGCACAACAGAACUGAUUCAACCAACCUCGAAAGGAAGAAAGAAAGGAACACAUAUGAUCACGCGGGUGAGGAUUUUCCUCAAGAAAGACCAGCACAGGAUUACCCUUAUGGUAGAUACCAAAGCAGAGACGCAAAUUAUCCGUACGAGCAAUCCAGAAAAGGGGACAACUAUCGUGGAAGGGAUAUUCUAGAAAUGAAUGCAACGAACUCGUACCAGUUAAAAAAGAAUAACCAAUUUGAAGAAGCCAUGAUCCAACACAAGUACAGUAAAAACGGCACGCAGCUUUAUGAGGAUGAGACCAAUCAGCCGGUUUAUCCCUUCAACGAAUUUCUUCCAAACGAUAAGGCCCCUUCUGGUCAUUUGGGUAGUCUUGCAAGGGAAGAAGCAUUCGCCAGUCGUCUCAUGGAAGGGAAUGUCCGUGAGAGGCAUAGCUCUUUGGGGGGAUGUGAAGGGUACGAGAAUUGGCCUCAAAGAGAGGGGGUGACUGGGGAGCGUGGCAGCGAAAGGUAUGACCCCAGCUGGAGUCGCGGCGGCGACUACCGUUAUGGCGGGCUUUGUGGAGAGCACCACGGGGAGGAGAACCCCUGGGAGGAGCACUACAACGGCCACCACGACGGCCACCACGACGGCCACCACGACGGCCACCACGACAGCCACUACGGCCGCUACCCCCCCCUGUACGAAAACUUGGAAGUGCACAGUGUCAUGGUUGCCCCUCAUGACAGAGUAGAAAAAUCGAAAACGAACGUAAAGAUUGUGGACCAUAAUUAUGUUUCGAGUGGCAUCCCCUAUGGAACAGAUUUUCACUCACCAGUUAUGCCACAAGGGGAGUAUGUAAAGGCACACACGUCUUAUGUAUCCUACGGGGGUGGAGCUAAGUGGAAGGGAAACAGUACACAACCCCUUGGAUGUGCACACCUAGAGGAAAAGAAGAAAGAGGCCAUUUAUAACUAUAAGGAGGCACGUUUAAAAUAUGAUAUUAAACGAGAGAUGUAUGAGGGGAAGUACACGGGGAGUCCGCACGAGUAUGAACAGUGCUCACGGGUGGAUGGAAGAAGCAACACUGCACUUCCGUACGACUACUACAUCGAUGAAGGUGCGCGAAGCGAAGUUGUGCGGCGGUAUGGCAAGUAUGCUCAGGAGGAGUUGCACAGAAAAGGCGAAAAUGUAAUUAUGUUCCACCGUUUUGGAGAGUCAAAGGAUGUAGAUAGUCACAUCGAUAGAGUAGCUCCCGCCCCCUCGCGUCAAUACAGCGGGAACGGCGGGGGGAAUAGCGGUGGGAACGGCGGUGGGAACGGCGGUCGGGACAGCGGUGGCCCAGUACCGCUUCAUUACGAUGUGAAAAGAGAGGAUAACACACAUGGAUUGGCCCCCCAAAUGGGUGAUGACUACCCAAAUGAGAAUAAAACGUGGAACUACAGAGAAGGAAAAAAUGGACUACCUUUUAGAAAGGCCAACACAAAUUAUGAACAAUACAAGGUGGGUAGAGACAUGGGAAGUAACAGUGAUGGUCGUAUAUUUAGACACUCGGAGGGGGACACAAUGCAUAGGGGAGGAAUAUCAAGGGGAAACAUCCAAAUGGAUCACAAUGCAAGUAGCAGCAGUGGAAGGAAUGCUAACUAUAACGAACUACUUUAUGAACUGUUCAGGGAAAAUAUAGACAGCCAGGGUAAGGAAAAAAACAGCCAAGUGUUAAAUAAAAUUAUGGAUGUCAUGAUGAAUAUACAGAAUGAUUUGAAGGAUGUGAAGUGUAAACUCAGCAGGAAGAAGAAAAGUGAUCACCACCCCCAGGAGGGGGGAGAUGCCCGCAGUGAGGAUAGCGGCCAGCAUGAGGGUCAGCGCAGCAGAGGGAAUAAUGGCACACCGGAUGGUGAGAAUAAGGGCAACCCCCGUGGUGAGAAUAAGGGCACCCCCCUUGGUGAGAAUAAGGUCACCCCCCGUGGUGAGAAUACGGGCCAGCCAAACUGCCUUGGUAGGGGCCCAGCCCGGCGAUCCUCCCCCUUGAAUAACCCCGAAUUGGACGCGAGCCUGACCCCCGUUCUGCAGAACCUCAACUACGAAGAAGUAAAAGACUCCGUUAUCAGCAAAUCGAAUAGGCUAUACCUGUUCAGCAAAUUUUUCGCCUCCGUUUUUUACGAACACAGUGUGAAGACGCAUAAUUUUAUUAUGUUCAAUAUAUAUAACACAGAGCAGAGGAGACAAACACAUAAAGUAUCUCUUUUCCUGGAGAGGGACUACAACGAUAUCUACAGUCACGCGUACAAUAACUUACUGUUCUACUCCUUUGAUUGUUACAAAUUCUACAAAUACAUAAAGACCAAGUUCCAAGGGAGUUACAAAAUAUAUGAGAAUUCAACUCUGUGUCUUUACAUACAGAAUAAUUACGAGACGAAUUUGAUUAAUCGUCUCUUUAUUGAGCAAAAUAAUUUGCACAAAAGCAGCUUCUGUCUAAAUGAGAAGAGGAUCCUGAAGACCUGUACCAAAUAUGUGGUGGAGUAUUUUUUGUCUCUUUUAGACAAACAGGUUAAUAUAAAAAAUGUGAUUCCUUUUAUGAAGAAAAAGAAUUACGAGAUCGAUCAGAGAAACUUGUAUUUUUUCAUUUCUAGGGUUAAUUUAAUGGAUAAAAUUUUUAGUGACUCACAUGGCUUCGAGUGCAACAAAAAGACGUUCGAGAGGUUCUCCCCCAAUGUGAGAAAUUUCGCCGUUUUUUUUAAGUACAUACGGGACGCCUCCGACUUUUAUGACUCCCUCGUUGGGGCGGAAGUGGAAGCGGGAGUGGAAGCGCCACAGGGGGAGGCAGCACCGGGGGAGGCACCUGCGGAAGCGCGUUCUGCGCCAGGUUCCUCGGCACGCUCCGCCAACGCUGCAGCUGCUUCGGGUGCUCCCCCUCCUGGUCGCAGCUACCGGCUUAUCAUCGUGGCCCUGCACAAGGGGAAAUCGUUCCAGUACGACAAGGCUCCCUUCAGCAGCUUUAUAAACUCGAGGCAAAGCGAUAUGCACCACUACUACAACAGUUACGACUCCAUGUCCUUCUUCAAUGACGAAGUGGUGCUCUUCAAUCUGUCCUAUGCAGUUCCUUUUUACUACAUAGAGUACUACAGGAACUAG